CCACGACAAGGGACCCGAGGCCGAGGAGGGCGUCGAGCUGCAGGAAGGCGGGGACGGCCCCGGGGCGGAGGAGCAGACGGCGGUGGCCAUCGCCAGCGUCCAGCAGGCGGCGUUCGGCGACCACAACAUCCAGUACCAGUUCCGCACAGAGAAUAAUGGAGGACAGGUGACAUACCGCGUAGUCCAGGUGACUGAUGGUCAGCUGGAUGGCCAGGGUGACACAGCUGGCGCCGUCAGCGUCGUGUCCACAGCUGCCUUCGCGGGGGGGCAGCAGGCUGUGACCCAGGUGGGUGUGGACGGGGCAGCCCAGCGCCCCGGCCCCGCUGCUGCCUCUGUGCCCCCAGGUCCCGCCGCACCCUUCCCGCUGGCUGUAAUCCAAAAUCCCUUCAGCAAUGGUGGCAGCCCAGCUGCUGAGGCUGUCAGUGGUGAGGCACGGUUUGCCUACUUCCCAGCAUCCAGUGUGGGAGAUACAACGGCCGUGUCUGUACAGACCACAGACCAGAGUUUGCAGGCCGGAGGCCAGUUCUAUGUCAUGAUGACACCUCAGGACGUGCUUCAGACAGGAACGCAACGGACGAUUGCACCCCGGACACACCCCUACUCUCCAAAAAUUGACGGAACCAGAACACCUCGGGACGAGAGACGGAGAGCUCAGCACAAUGAAGUGGAGCGGAGGCGGAGGGACAAGAUCAACAACUGGAUCGUCCAACUUUCAAAAAUCAUUCCAGAUUGUAAUGCAGACAAUAGCAAGACAGGAGCGAGUAAAGGGGGCAUCCUGUCGAAGGCCUGCGACUACAUCCGGGAGCUGCGCCAGACCAACCAGCGCAUGCAGGAGACCUUCAAGGAGGCCGAGCGGCUGCAGGUAGACAACGAGCUCCUGAGGCAACAGAUCGAGGAGCUGAAGAACGAGAAUGCCCUGCUUCGAGCCCAGCUGCAGCAGCACAACCUGGAGAUGGUGGGCGAGAGUGCCCGGCAGUGAUGCCCGCUCCACCAUGACGCCCCGCCCCCAGCCCUUAGCACAGAGAGGGACAUGUGCCCCUCCCCCAGCUGCGUUUUUUUAUAGUAGAUUUUUAACAAAAAUGAAAUGAAAUAAUGCAUUUCUGUGGAUACAUUACCCACUGCCCUCCUCAACUUGGAAAUGACCCCCCUCCCCACCUGUCUGUCUGCCUCCCUUUUCUGAUCCUCCCCAAGCCCCAGCACCCCUGGUGGCCUCACCAGGGGGCGAGAGGGAGGAGGACAGAGGCCUUGCCAUUUCCUGCUGCCUCCUUGGUCUCUAGAGGUACUGAGACAGGGUGCUUAUGGGAAGGAGGGAGCUUUGGGGGGGCUACCCUGGGGCCUGGACCUAAGCAGGAAGGCCGUGUCCCACCCCACCUCUUGUUUCUGGGUCCCUGCUCCCCUUUGGGGGUGUGUGCGUGCGUGCGUGCGUGUGUGCGUGUGUGUGUGUUUUAAUUUUCUUUAUGGAAAAAUGGUCAAAAAAUAGAGAGAGAGAGAGAGAGGUAUUUAACUGCAAUAAACUGGCCCCAUGUGGCCCCCGCCUUGUC
Molecule: messenger RNA, 1541 nt
Organism: Chinchilla lanigera (long-tailed chinchilla)
Lineage: Eukaryota; Metazoa; Chordata; Mammalia; Rodentia; Chinchillidae
Gene: Usf2
Product: upstream transcription factor 2, c-fos interacting
Biological process (GO): regulation of transcription by RNA polymerase II
Molecular function (GO): DNA-binding transcription factor activity, RNA polymerase II-specific; RNA polymerase II cis-regulatory region sequence-specific DNA binding; protein dimerization activity
Source: RefSeq, a predicted model, not a curated record